CGUCCCCGAAACCACGAUGGUGGCCGAACUGGCGGGCAUUCCGUUUGGUAACGCGGAGCGGCGGACAGCUACCGUGGGUCCGGAGAGGCUCAGAUCUACAGCGAAGCCGAAGACAAGGCCCAGAUGGAUCGAGGCCGCGACGCGUGAGCCGAUCUACAGCGUUUUGGACGGCGGCGAGGCGUCGACGAGCUCGGCGGUCGUCGGCAAACGCAACGUGGUGGUGAUCAGCGCUGUGAAGAGCGAGAAGCCGCGGGAGGACCGCCGAGAGUUCGCGGAGAGUAAAGAAGGACCGCAGCAGGGUGUCGCGUCGUUGGAGACGGAGGAUGAGGACCCGUUGUACAGCGUCGUGAAAAAGCCGAAGAGGGUCCGGUUGCCGGAAGCGGGCCCGAACAGUAAACUGCGGCCGAUCGAGGAACGGAGGGCCGAGGAGAAGAGGACCGAGGAACGCAAGACCGAUAAACGGUCCCCGGUGAAGAGUCAGCGGGAGGUCCGGUCCCGUCAAGAGGAGCUGAAGAGGUGGCUGCAGGUGGCCUCGAACCAGCUACCCGAACCGCGGCGGCUGUUCGAUCUCGGCGAGAUGUACUCGAGCCACUUCGGGGAGUUUGAUCAGCUGCAAGCUGAUUGGAAGAGGCCCGUCUCGAUACCCCGCGGGGUUGUUGGCCUCGUGGGUCCUUAUCGCGUCUACCAAAACCCCAACGAGCGAAGAGAGUACAUGCUGCAAGAGGAGGAGCUAGUCGAGGAAGUGGUAGAUUCUGUCAGCGAAGUCGCGGCCAGAGAAAACAGCCUCGGCGAAUAUCAUCGGAGAGCCAAGUGGAGGAUCCGAGAGGAGGACGAAGACACCUUGGUGCCUGAUAUCAAGAACAUUCCCGGGCUAGAGGAAUUCACUGUCGAGACGGAGAGCAAGGACGCGUCGGAGUGGAAGAAGAUCGACGAUCAGACUACCGUUGAAUACAAUCAGAACGAGGAUGCUGGCAAGAUCGAAGAGGAUCUGCGGAGUACUGUUGACGGGAUUCUGUCGGGCAAGGAGGAGCGUGCUGUCGAUGUUCCCGACGAGGUCUCUACCGUGUCUACCAAAUCGUUGAAGGAGAAGGCCAGCAAUGAGCAACACGACAAGGACAGCCUGAACGAGACCGGUAGCACGACGGGUGGCACCGUGGAGGGUGCACCCGGCGGAGCCCCUAGCCGGGCUGAGAGGACCGCGGAGUCCGAGACUGCUGCCGCUGAGACCACCAGGUCCUCGGAGCCAUCCAGAUCGUUCGUCACUAGGCUCCUGUCCAAGGCCAGAUCGCAGAGCGAUUUGUUGGACCACUCGGAGCCAUUCUCCCAAUUAUGGGUCGUCCUGUCGAACGUUUAUGGCCAGCUGGUCGUGGUGCUGAUGAUUGCUCUUUGCUUGGCCGAGGUCAUGGACACGCCUGUGCCUCUCCUCAGCUUGCAAGGCGUGUUCCUGAUGUAUCUGUACGUGGGAAGCAUAGCGGUGAUCAUCAGCAUCUAUACAUGGGUGUUGGUGGACAGUUGCGGCAGCCUCGGUAGAGGUGCCGGUGGCGUCGACGAUGCGGAACUCGGUGGCACGUCUUUGACCAGGUUCGGCUCCUUGAAACGAGCGCACAUCUCGCGUUCCAGAACGGCGCCGACAAGCUUCUACAUUCGGGUCGGAGCGCUCGUCUUUGGCCUGGCGACCCUCGUCUUCAACGGAUUGGAGAUGGCGAUGCACUCGAUGAUGCAGGGCGAAGAAUGUCUCAGCGAUGUUGUCUUCGUGCAUCCGGUUUUACACGGGUUGUUCACCUUUCUGCAGAUGCAUUUCCUCUUUGUCAACUCGCAGGUUCUGGUCGAGAGGUUUGGCCUAGCAGCAAGGUUCGGCUUCAUCCAUCUAGCAGCCACAAACAUCGCCGUUUGGAUACGACUGGUGAUCUGGGACUCUGCUCAAGAAUGGACGUACUUUGUCCAUCUGGCGCAACAAGGGUUGCCAAAUUCUGCGUCUCCAUUGAAUCUUCGGGGCUUCCCAGAGUCUCUGAUACGACACACUAGAGACUUGAUAGACCACGCAGCAUCGAAUAAAGAGAUCUUCCAUCCCUACCAGCCGAUCUCGAAAGAGCAAAUCUCCCAGGUAAUAGCUCUGCAGGAAUGUCUGAACACGAACAGCUUGGGCCAGCUGUGGACGUCUAGCAUGCCAUUCCUUUACCCGUUUAUCGUGCAAUUCAGCUUAAUUGCCGCCGCAGUCACAUUCGUUAUGGGUCAGAACGUCGGUCGCAAUCGUUUGCCGCACAAACAGAAGUUCCACAGCAGCAAGGACUUGACAAGCAACACUAAAGUGGGCUGCGACGGAUCUAGCAAAGGCCUGUUCCUCGGUAUACUGUGCAUGGUAGCCGGCAUAGUGGUCAUUUUGAUAUUCCUGGUGGUCAGAGACGACGAGAACUUUCCACCGAGCACUCUGUCCUGGCUCACUUGUGGUACUCUGAUCAGUAUUCUGACUCUGAGCACUCUGAUGACCAGCAGCGGCCUGGUCCAGGUCAGGCAGAUGUCUAUCGUAUCAAGAGCACCCGCUGCUUUAGACAGCCUAUUAUCCAACGUGGCUUUGUUCGGCGUCCAAUUGUACUCGGUAUUCACCAUCGUGGUCACUGCUUGCUCAUUGGCCAUACUGGUCGAUGAAACUGACGAAACUAAGGGAAGACAUAUCAUGUUACUGACUGCCUCUAUUCUACAACUGAUCCAGUGUUUCGCUCAAAGCACCUUGAUAGCGGAGGCGUCGAAGAGAUCCUGCAUCACUCGUUUCCAACUAAUUGGCAAACCGGCUCGCCAAGUGAUCACCUUUCUCUUGUUCAGCAAUUCUGUUCUGUGGGCCUUCGAUACCGUCAUCACGCAGACCUGGAUCUCGCAGGAACUGCAGCUGAGAUUCUUCGGAGUGCUUGCUUGGGGUAUCCUUUCCAGGAUUGGGCUACCUUUGCUGAUCUUCUACCGGUUUCACAGCUGUGUGUUACUUGUCGAGGCAUGGAACAAGUGUUAUAGGAUGCCCAGAGGAGAGCAUCCGCUCAACUGACGACACAGAACGUCGCACUCUUGUUCCUCUAGGCUGCAGUCGAGGUCGCAUUGCUCUUACCACCGCAGAAAGGUAACGAUCAACCUGUGUCAAGACACCGAAUGGUCCCCGUCCGUCCGUCACA
Molecule: messenger RNA, 3158 nt
Organism: Megalopta genalis
Lineage: Eukaryota; Metazoa; Arthropoda; Insecta; Hymenoptera; Halictidae
Product: proton channel OtopLc
Biological process (GO): proton transmembrane transport
Cellular component (GO): membrane
Molecular function (GO): proton channel activity
Source: RefSeq, a predicted model, not a curated record